Lycium ferocissimum is the source of this 2448-nucleotide messenger RNA. RefSeq lists its product as uncharacterized. NCBI's taxonomy places the organism in Eukaryota, Viridiplantae, Streptophyta, Magnoliopsida, Solanales, Solanaceae. Gene Ontology annotation, molecular function: serine-type endopeptidase activity. Gene Ontology annotation, biological process: proteolysis. The record is from RefSeq and is a predicted model, not a curated record. Bases 962 to 2185 code for a protein of 407 amino acids. The transcript has 11 exons.
CAAUUUUGAAUCCAUAUCCUCCACUUAAAUGUCCAAACUUGACCGGGUAUUUGUGUCCUUGUUGGCAUUUGACCCUUUUUUAGAUAUUUCAAUAGCUUCUUGAUGAGAUUUUACACUAUUGAGAAGAUUUUUGUGUUAGUGAUGUCACUCCAUUGCGUCCUUUUCUUUCACUGAUUGGAUAAGAAUUCAAAUAUCUGAAUUAAGGUAGUUCUCUCUUUCACGCAUCAUCAUCUUUCUUCUUCUACACUUUUUGGGAUAAGUGUCUUCCAUCAUUGUCUUUCCGCCACAAGACAUAAGUAAGGAACAAAAAGAGGACUAGCAAAAAAGAAAAAAGAUAAGGCAACGGUUAAGCUUUCAAUUGGACAACCAUAGUGCAACAAUCAUUGUGCAUUAUUAGUACCAAAGAAGUUGAUAUCCAUUAUAUGAAUAUUUUUCAAAUUCAUCGUACAUCAAUGUUAAUUCUUCGAAAAAGCGUGGGCCGACUCGGAGACCUGAGACCUUGGCUUAGUAAUGAAUGAAGGGAAGCUCUUCGAGCUUUCUACACCAACGGCUUAUGUAGUGAUCGGCCUUGGGGAAUGUUUUGGGAGACGACCUCCCGCCGCGAUAGUAGGAGCUUUCCCUUUCCUUGAUGUUACACAAGAUGCGCAAUGGAAUAGUACGAGUUACAUCAACACUGAAAAUAGAAGUGAGACAGAGGAAUUACUGUUAUCCACCUUGGUUACGAAAUAAAUCCCACCUAGUGGUCCCAUGGAGUAGACGGAGCAUCAGAACCAGACACGUUAACACAUGUUGCAUGCAUAUAAGAUAUCCCAGUAUUGAAAACGAAAGCAACAAGGCAUAAAUGAAACCGGAACUUGGUAAUUUGGAAAUUCAAAGCUUACACAUUAAUCAUUUUACUGUUUAAAACGACUCAAUGCAUAACAAUUAAAUUCUUCCAAUUCCUGAACAGUAGAAUUAUAAAAUGAUAGCGUUUCCUCAACCGGAUCUCCGUUGGGCGAUUCACACGGCUGUUGUUAGUCCGCCGCAGCGGCGGCUGAGACCAGUCUGCGGCGGCGGUGGUGGUAGAAGGACACCGAAGCCAUCGGUUUGUACGGCAGAUGAGCUUCAUUAUGUUCCCCUUCCCAACAAUCAAUGGAAACUCGCUCUAUGGCGCUACUUGCCUUCACCUCAGCGGAGCCGCAGGAAUCAUCCUCUGUUAUUGUUGUCUGGAGUGGGCACUAAUGCCAUUGGCUAUGAUCUUGCUCCUGGUUCAUCUUUUGCACGAUAUAUGUCUGGACAUGGAUUUGAUACUUGGAUUCUUGAAGUUCGAGGAGCAGGCUUGAGUGCAAAAAAUAGUCUAGAGGAACUAAACGAGCCUCUCCAAGGUUUACGAGAUGCAGCACAAGUUUCUGCCAUCAUUAGCCAACUAAGGGAAUUUGGUCAGAGACUUGGAAAUAUUGUUGACCAAAGUCAACAACCAAUCACUCAGUUUACUGGUUUGCAAAGCCGCUUUUCUAUUACGCUAGAAGAUUUCUGGAAACAGCUUAAUCUGAUUGGGAAGUAUAACUGGGAUUUCGAUCAUUACUUGGAAGAAGAUGUGCCUACAGCGAUGGACUACAUUAGGAACCAAAGCAAACCAAAGGAUGGAAAGUUGCUCGGCAUUGGCCAUUCCAUGGGAGGUAUCUUGCUGUAUGCAAUGCUCUCACAAGCUGGCUACAGAGGGAAGUGCACUGAGUUGGCUUCAGUCAUCACUUUGGCUUCAUCAUUGGAUUACACUACUUCACGGUCAUCUCUGAAAAUGCUUAUACCCUUAAUAUCUGCGCAAAAUAUGAUGCAUCCGGAAUUGUUUGAGAGGCUUGUCUUGAAAAACUUUUGCACUAUUCCUGCUAAACUUCUGUCACAGCUAUCAACAGCCUUUGAAAAGGGUGGACUAAGGAAUAGAAGUGGGACUUUCUUUUACAAGGACCAUCUUCACAAAAUCAAUGUGCCUGUUUUAGCUCUUGCAGGAGACAGAGACCUUAUUUGUCCUCCUGAGGCUGUGUAUGAAACUGUCAAGCUGAUUCCUGAGAACUUGGCCACGUAUAAGGUUUUUGGUGAACCUCGGGGUCCACACUAUGCCCAUUAUGAUCUAGUCGGUGGACGAAUGGCAUACUAUCAAGUAUAUCCACAUAUAAUUGAAUUCCUCAGUCGACAUGAUAUCUCUUGAUCUCCAGAGUGUAGCUCUCUGCAUCCAGUUCCAUGUGAAGGUUUAGCAGAUAACUUGACCUCUACCAGAGUGUAGGUAUCAUGUGACAGCAGGAGAAGCUGAAACCUUUAAUCCUUCAUCCGGUGCCUGGGAUCAUGAGAUGGAUGUGAAAACCAGGAGACCAUGCAAGCCAUAUUAGUAGGAGGUAUACGAUCAUUGAGUUUCAAAGAUGAGUAAUAUGAGCCAUUGUGGACCAGGGCGCACAGUAUUAGGUAGGGCUGGGC